UUGGGCUGGCCCCUGGCGGCUCCCUCCCCGGAACAGCUGCCACCGAGGGAGGAAGCCGCGCGGUCCAGAGCCCUAGUGCUGAAGCCCCCGAGCCCUCGUCAUCCACCACCACCAUGUAAGGGCCAUGAAAAGGGCUCGUCCUGGCGCAGCGCGGACAUGGAGGAGGACUUAUUCCAGCUAAGGCAGCUGCCGGUGGUGAAAUUCCGUCGCACAGGCGAGAGCGCAAGGUCAGAGGACGACACGGCUUCGGGAGAGCAUGAGGUCCAGAUUGAAGGGGUCCGUGCAGGCCUAGAGGCCGUCGAGCUGGAUGAUGGGGCAGCUGUGCCUAAGGAGUUUGCCAAUCCCACUGACGAUACUUUCAUGGUGGAAGAUGCGGUGGAAGCCAUUGGUUUUGGAAAAUUUCAAUGGAAGCUCUCUGUUCUCACCGGCUUGGCUUGGAUGGCCGACGCCAUGGAGAUGAUGAUCCUGAGCAUCCUUGCGCCGCAGCUGCACUGCGAGUGGCGGCUGCCCAGCUGGCAGGUGGCGUUGCUGACCUCGGUGGUCUUUGUCGGCAUGAUGUCCAGUUCUACCCUCUGGGGAAACAUCUCAGACCAGUAUGGCAGGAAAACAGGGCUGAAGAUCAGUGUGCUCUGGACCCUGUACUAUGGCAUCCUCAGUGCUUUCGCGCCCGUGUACAGCUGGAUCCUGGUGCUCCGGGGCCUGGUGGGCUUCGGGAUCGGAGGGGUCCCCCAGUCGGUGACGCUGUAUGCUGAGUUCCUUCCCAUGAAAGCCAGAGCUAAGUGUAUUUUGCUGAUUGAGGUGUUCUGGGCCAUCGGGACAGUGUUCGAGGUUGUCCUGGCUGUGUUUGUGAUGCCCAGCCUGGGCUGGCGUUGGCUGCUCAUCCUCUCGGCUGUCCCACUCCUCCUCUUUGCUGUUCUGUGUUUUUGGCUGCCAGAGAGCGCAAGGUAUGAUGUGCUGUCCGGAAACCAGGAAAAGGCCAUCGCCACCUUAAAGAGGAUAGCCACAGAAAACGGAGCCCCCAUGCCUCUGGGGAAACUCAUCAUCUCCAGACAGGAAGACCGAGGCAAAAUGAGGGACCUCUUCACACCCCAUUUUAGAUGGACAACCUUGCUGCUGUGGUUUAUAUGGUUUUCCAAUGCAUUCUCUUACUAUGGAUUAGUUCUGCUCACCACUGAGCUCUUCCAGGCAGGAGAUGUCUGCAGCAUCUCCAGCCGGAAGAAGGCGGUAGAGGCAAAAUGCAGCCUGGCCUGUGAGUACCUGAGUGAGGAGGAUUACAUGGACCUGCUGUGGACCACCCUGUCUGAGUUCCCAGGUGUCCUUGUGACCCUCUGGAUUAUCGACCGCCUGGGCCGCAAGAAGACCAUGGCCCUGUGCUUCGUCAUCUUCUCCCUCUGCAGCCUCCUGCUGUUCAUCUGUGUUGGAAGAAAUAUGCUCACUCUGUUACUCUUCAUUGCGAGAGCGUUUAUUUCUGGAGGCUUCCAAGCAGCCUAUGUUUACACACCUGAGGUCUACCCCACGGCGACCCGAGCUCUGGGCCUGGGCACCUGCAGCGGCAUGGCAAGGGUGGGUGCGCUCAUCACCCCGUUCAUUGCUCAGGUGAUGCUGGAAUCGUCCGUGUACCUGACGCUGGCGGUUUACAGCGGCUGCUGCCUCCUGGCUGCCCUGGCCUCCUGCUUUUUGCCCAUUGAGACCAAAGGCCGUGGACUGCAGGAGUCCAGCCAUCGGGAGUGGGGCCAGGAGAUGGUCGGCCGAGGGACGCACGGCACAGGUGUCGCUAGGUCGAACUCGGGCUCUCAGGAGUAGUGACUGAUGGGGGGCUGAGCUGGUUUUUGAGGCUGUAGAGAGCGGGGAGCUGCUGGAGCCCGGCUGGGGCACCUAUCGUCACUGCCCACGUCAAGAACUCACCCAAGGGUGCCACCUGGACCAACGAGGUUUUGUGUCUUGACUGUUUUCUCAUAUUUAUCAAGAUCCACCCGGGGCUGGGGAGGCAUCUGCUCUGGGGGGUUCUCCGUAUAUGUGUGUGGGGGGUUGUUAAUAACCUGUGGAUCUGCAUGGGAAAACUGCCACCUCAGCAGUGCCUGGUGACGCCGGUAGCCAGCUGGACACCAUCCAGAGUCAGCCGGUCACAGCCUCGGUGAACAACAACCGAAAGAUCUUUGUAGAUACACUCCAGGCCGGGACCCCUGUGAGACCUGCCACUCACCCGCUGGACCUGUUCUUAGGUUUCUCCUGCAUCCCCGGCCCCAGGCUUUCUUCUUUGAAAUUGCAGGUGACCUGGGUGUGGCCUGAGCAGCUUUUUCUCGGGUCUGAGAAAUGCUCCCAGGGAAGGGGCCCCUCGCUUUGCCUUCCCAGGGCUGAGUAGCGGAGACUCUGGCCGAUGAACAUGCAUUUGAACUUGAGCCGUGUGCCUCCACCCGGCCCCCUCUUGGAGUUGCUGUCUCUGGCUCCGGGGGAUCCAAAUGUGGCCACGAGGACAGCUGGGCUUGCACUAGAUGACAGCCUCAGAAAGCUUUUACCCCCAGGAAUUGGGGAUGGAGGCAAAAGGGAGGUGAGAACCAAGCCCACGACCAAAGCAGGGCCUUCCCCUUCGGAAGCAGCAAAAGUCGCGCCAGGGGGCUUCUUUUCUGGCCCCCUCGUCGGUCAGGCUGAUUGGUGACUCUUGGGGCAAGAAAACAGUUAAGUCAGGUUUCAGUGCUUUGGAGUUUGAGCGCGGUGGGUGGCCAAACGGACCGAGAAGCAGAAAGAUGCUCCCCCCAGCCACCUGCUCCCGUGCGGGCCAGGGGACCAGGAAUCCUUCCUCCCUGGAUUCUCUGCCAUCCCUGCUGUCAAGGGGUGGCUUGGUCUUUCCAUAGAGGCAGCUCCUGGGGUUCCAGCAAUGGACCCCACGGCAUGGAUACCAUGGGUAGGGAGGAACGGGCGGGCCCAGAUGUGUGAAACAUGUACAUUUUCAAAGAAAGAGAAGGGAGGUCAACUGGAUUUGGGGGUUGGCCUCCAGAGGAAGGGCUGAUGCUGUGUCUCAGCAGACAACAUCCACCUCCAGGAUCUGGUUUCCACGAGCCUUUUCCCCGCCAGGAAGGCGGGAACUUAGGGAAGGAGAGAGGAAGAUGCCAGAUCCCAUCAAAGGCCAGAGAAGACUGACCGUCUGCUUGGAGAUAUCUGCUUGAAGUGAACAUUCCGAGGAAGCCAAAUGUGUACGUUCACCUUUAUUAAAACAUGUUGGUGAUGGACGUUGCAA
This is a messenger RNA of Lagenorhynchus albirostris (white-beaked dolphin), 3235 nucleotides long. It is a transcript of the gene SVOP, whose product is annotated as SV2 related protein. Gene Ontology annotation, molecular function: transmembrane transporter activity. Gene Ontology annotation, cellular component: membrane. The record is from RefSeq and is a predicted model, not a curated record. The transcript has 16 exons. Gene Ontology annotation, biological process: transmembrane transport. The coding region runs from base 157 to 1803 and encodes 548 amino acids. NCBI's taxonomy places the organism in Eukaryota, Metazoa, Chordata, Mammalia, Artiodactyla, Delphinidae.